Papaver somniferum (opium poppy) is the source of this 1896-nucleotide messenger RNA. RefSeq names its product heat shock cognate 70 kDa protein 2-like. Gene Ontology annotation, biological process: cellular response to unfolded protein; protein refolding. Bases 1 to 1896 code for a protein of 631 amino acids. The record is from RefSeq and is a predicted model, not a curated record. The transcript is spliced from 2 exons. Gene Ontology annotation, molecular function: heat shock protein binding; ATP hydrolysis activity; ATP binding. Lineage: Eukaryota; Viridiplantae; Streptophyta; Magnoliopsida; Ranunculales; Papaveraceae. Gene Ontology annotation, cellular component: cytoplasm.
AUGGCUAAAAGAACCGGAGAAGGAGCAGCAAUAGGAAUUGAUUUAGGUACGACGUAUUCAUGUGUUGCAGUAUGGCAGAAUGAUCAUGUAGAGAUUAUUGAGAAUGAUCAAGGGAACAGAACUACACCUUCUUAUGUUGCUUUUACUGGUACUGAACGCAUUAUUGGUGAUGCUGCAAAGAAUCAAGCUGCUGUGAAUCCUAUCAACACCGUUUUCGAUGCAAAACGUUUAAUUGGUAGGAAAAUCAGCGAUAGCUGUGUUCAAAGUGAUAUAAUGCUAUGGCCCUUCAAAGUCAUUGCUGAUGAAGAUGACAAACCCAUGAUUCAAGUCAAUUGCAAGGGCAAAGAUAAAAUGUUUUCAGCUGAGGAAAUAUCAUCCAUGGUUCUCAUUAAGAUGAAGGAAACUGCCGAAGAAUAUCUUGGUACAAAUGUUAAGAAUGCUGUUAUUACAGUCCCUGCUUACUUUAAUGAUUCUCAGCGCCAUGCUACUAGGGAUGCAGGUACAAUUGCUGGCCUUAAUGUAAUGCGAAUCAUUAGUGAACCAACGGCUGCUGCUAUUGCUUAUGGCCUCGAUAAGAGGGCAACAAGUGAUAGUGCAGAGAAUGUUCUUAUCUUUGAUCUUGGUGGUGGUACCUUUGAUGUUUCACUACUAACCAUUAAAAAGGGUAUCUUUGAAGUCAAGGCUACAUCUGGAGAUACUCAUCUUGGAGGGGAGGACUAUGAUAACAGGAUGUUGAAUCACUUUGUUGAAGAAUUUAAGAGGAAGCACAAGAUAGACAUCCAUGGAAACCCAAGGGCGCUUAGGAGGUUGAGAACAUCAUGUGAGAGGGCAAAGAGGACUCUCUCAUCCACUACUAAGACAACCAUUACGCUUGAUUCUCUGUACGAAGGAGUCGAUUAUCAUACGUCCAUUACUCGUGCUAAGUUCGAAGAGUUGAAUAUUGAUUUGUUCAUGAAAUGCAUGAAACCUGUUGAGAAGUGUUUGAAGGACGCUAAAAUGGAUAAGAGCUCCGUUCACGAAAUUGUGCUUGUUGGAGGGUCCACUAGAAUUCCAAAGGUGCAAUCUCUGCUGAAGGAUUUUUUUAAUGGGAAGAAACUCUGCAAGAGCAUCAACCCUGAAGAGGCUGUAGCUUAUGGUGCGGCGGUGCAAGCUGCUAUUUUGAGUGGUGUGGGUAACGAGAAGGUGCAGGACUUGGUGCUAUUGGAUGUCACCCCUCUUUCUCUUGGCGUUGAGACAGUUGGAGGUGUUAUGUAUGUGUUGAUCCCAAGGAACACUACAAUCCCCACCAAGAAGCAAGAGGACAACUUCACUACUACCUCCGAUGGACAAACUAGUGUGGUUAUUAAGGUGUAUGAGGGUGAGAGAACUAGAACUAGUGACAAUAACUUGUUGGGUCAGUUCAGCUUACAAGGAAUUCCUCCAGCACCCCGUGGUGUUCCUACAAUCACAGAAUGUUUUGAAAUAGAUGCAAACGGUAUAUUGACUGUUUCUGCUGAAGACAACACUUCAGGGAACAAAAAAAUGAUCAGAAUUACUGAUAACAAAGGUAGGUUGUCCACGGCUAAGAUUGAGAAGUUGGUUCUAGAGGCUGAGAGAUACAAGGCGGAGGAUGAAGAACACAGGAAGAAGGUAGAGUCGAGGAACUCGUUUGAGAAUUACACAUACAGCAUUAGAGACACGAUCAAUAAACUUGGAUGGAAGAUAUCAUCAGAGGAUGACAAGAAAAAGAUCGAGGAUGCAGUUGAAAAUACCAUUCAGUGGUUGGAUGAUAAUGAACUAGCUGAUGUGGAGGAUGUUAACGACAAGUGGACGGCUUUGGAGAAUUUAUGGAACCCCGUCAUAACUAAGAUUCACCAGCAAGGUGGUUCUGCACCCAAAAUCGAGGAGGUCGAGUAA